AUGUCAGACAGAGGUUAUUGGGGUCCACCACCACGUGGACGUAGGUCGGAUAGUGGUCGUGGAGGUCCUCGGCGUGGAGGCAGACCUAGUGGGAAUGGUUAUGGUGAUGACCGACAAUUUUACGACGGACCACCUCCAAGUGCUCAGCGUGGAAGGGGCUGGGGUGGACCGCCACCACCCCCAACAAGAGGAUAUGCCCCACCAAACAGAGGUCCUUAUGUUGUUCAACCGCCCCACCAGCCGAGGUAUUCACAGUCUGCAGAAUACCCAAUUCAACGUAUCCCAUCAACAGUUCGGUCACAUCGCCAUUCGGAAGCUGUUUUUCGAAAGCCCAUAGAAAGAACACAUUUGCCUCCAUCCAGUUCCGAAUGGACGUCACAUCCUCCCUCGGAACAAGGUGAUGUUCCAUCGUCAUCAGAAAGCGAGGUUUCAUCUGAGGUUGCUCGUCAAAAGAAGAGUCACCCAAAAGUGAGACCAGUGUGUGAUCUGUCUGAUGCCGUUUCAAAAUUAGGCAUUCAGGGAAUUGUCAGGAUUCCUGCUAGGCCAGACGAAGGAGGCAAAAGUGGGAAGCGGGUUACAGUUACUUCGAACUGUUGGGAUGUCAGUUUUCAUCACAAAACUGUGUACAUGUACUUUUUGGAGGCGAAUUCGGUUUGUCGGAUUGAUGCGAAAGAAGGUCAGAAGACUGAAGUACGGAUGCCUCCGAAGGAGCUGCGCUCACUUAUCCAGCAGGUAGCCGACUCUUUACCAGACACCAUCAUUUACGAUGGUGGGCACGCGAUAUACUCUGAAGAUCCUCUGCCGGGUAUUACAACAGACCCCGUGGAGAAGGAGAUUGAAAUUAAAGACCCGCUUGGGCGUGAUCGUCUUCUUCUGAAAUAUCGCAUAAUGGAAGUGCAGAAAGUGUCCACAUCGGAUGUUGAUCAUUUCAUCAGAAGUCCGAAAGCAACAUCGUUGAACAUGCCUCAGGAGUCGAUUGGAUUGUUGGAUUGCAUCUUGAAGAAUGUUUCGAAACAGUCGUUUGUAUCGCUUGGACGGGCAGCGCUAUUUUACGAGCGACCGAUCAAAAUAGUUGCGGAUAAACUGUUCACCAUUCACAAGGGCUUUAUCAGUAGUGUUCGACCGCAGUGGAAAGUCCGUGUGAAUAUAGACAUGACUUGCAAAGCAUUUUUUACGUCUGGAAACCUAGCGGAUGUGAUGUUUGAGAAGUAUGGGGACAACAUGGUGAGGUGUAGUUCUCAGAUGGCGUAUGAUCUGAGGAGAAUACGAGUUGAGACGGACAAGUUUUACAAAAGCGAUAGUGGGAAUGCGUACUCCCGACGCUUCACCAUACACGGGAUAUCGUCAGAACCAGCGAAUCGUCUGAUUAUUGAGAAUGUGAAACAGUCUGUAGCCGAGUAUUUCGAGCAACAUCAUCAUAUCACUCUGAAGUAUCCAGAGCUUCCGUGUGUGAAAGUUGAUCAAAAGCGUGAGGUUUAUAUGCCAAUGGAGUUGCUGAACAUCUUACCGUACCAGGCACCUAAUGCGAGUAAAGCUGAUGUGGCGAGUGAGGUGAUCCGGUGUGCAGCAGUUCGACCACAAGAACGCUUCCAAGAACUUCAGACAUUUGCUAACAAUAUGUUGAAGUCACACCCCUGA
Heterobilharzia americana is the source of this 1638-nucleotide messenger RNA. The record is from the annotation of a GenBank genome assembly. Lineage: Eukaryota; Metazoa; Platyhelminthes; Trematoda; Strigeidida; Schistosomatidae.